AUUCUAUCAGAAAUACCCGCAUCAAAAGAGGACCCCAGCGAGCAGACCCUGCUAUACUGCUUGCGUGCUAACUCCGUCCUCCGCGCUGCAGCACUCGCACCACAGGUGUGGAAGACGCCAUAUCUGGUUAGAUACACUCACAGCGAUGAGGACCGCGAACGACAGCGGCGGACAGAUGUCUCGUGCGACUGGCGGGCACUUUAUUUAUGGAGACGAAGACUUGACCGGGAGGCACUGUCCUUACUCGACAGGAUACGCGGCGAACGUGUCGGCAGACACGACGUGGCACGCCGCAUUGCUAAGGAGUAUGGCUUCGAUGUCUGGGACUUCUUCAGGGAGGAAUCAUGCCUCCCGCUUCCGACAUGGUGUUACGAUCAGCCGCCGCAGGAUGUCGUCCAAUCCCCUCCCAACGCAUUGCCCCGUCGAUACUGGGCACAGGUGAUGCUGGGAGUCAUCGCGCGGAAUUCUGCUAUCGGGCUGUGGUCCAAAGUUGCUCUGCCGAACCAGCAGGAUGUAACCUUCGAAGAAGCCCUUGCCGGGCUCUCGGCAUUCUUCGAUGUCUCUGCGAAGGAGGCAAGUCGCCGGCUCCUUGAGCUCAUAUGCGACAAGUGCAUCGAAAACCUUGUAGACAAGGGCGUCCCGUUGGAUCCGAACGAGCAAGACUACGACUUCUGGACUAUCAUCGAGGAAAUACGGGAGGCUAUCCAUAAUCAAGGGUUCAGCAUUGCAACAAACGCCGACUUUUACAGGGUUAUGAACCAGUUCCCUCAUUUCUUUCUCAGGCCCGAGGGGCGAAGUUCGAUUCCGAUGUCGCUGGUUUACGUAUUUGUGGCAGUUGCUCGGCGCCUUGGGAUACAAGCGAGCUCCACUAACUUCCCUGGUGUCGUCCAAGCUCACAUCCAACCUCCCAACGGCGAACGGGCGAAACUUCUGGACAUGCGUGGAAAUGAGCCCCCGUUAGAGUUCCCCAACUCACGGCAUCACCAUUUCUGGCCAGUAAUGCUGCAGAGCCAGGACGAGUGUAGUCGCCCUGCCCCCCCUGCGCUGAUGCUUACCCGGGCGUGCAACAACAUUCAAAUGUUUAUGCAGCAGGAGAUUGUGACAGGUGCUCCGCAAUCGGCAGAGAUCCAUGACUCUGCAUUCUAUGCAGGCUCGUCAUGGAUCAUGAUCGAAGGCGAAGCAGGCCACAUUAUCCCCUCACCGCCGGACUCGAAGCCUUUGGAUUUCGGGGCUGUGCUCUUGGACACUCUGUGCCCCCUUCUACCACCAGUUACGCGACCAGCGAUCAGCGCACACUACGAGAGAAUCAUUGAAGACGAUGAGGCCCGUGCCCGAUCUGUCAAGCUACGCUCGAACUUUCCCGCCUUGAAGUUCUUUGUAGGGUUACCGUUUAUGCACAGGAGAUACGAUUAUCUGGGCGUCAUAUAUGGCUGGGACCCCACGUGUAUGGCUUCUGAGGAAUGGAUCGAACAGAUGCAGGUUAACCGCUUGUCUCAAGGAAGAAAUCAGCCAUUCUAUCAUGUUAUUCCCUCUGAGGGACAGUCGAAGUAUGUCGCCCAGGAGAAUAUCAUCCCUCUCGUGCCACUCGUGAUGAACAAGCUGAACGAGUUGUUCCAACGUAAUUCUCUGGCAAACCGCUACUUCGUCGACGUCGAGCGUGGUACAUCAAAAUACUCCACCAGACUUCUCCCUAGCACGGAGCUGAAAGAUGCCUUCCCUGAAGACGAUGCGUUUGGAGCGUCGUUCAUUGGGGCGGCCGGCGCUUCACAAGUGCUACCCUCGCAUGACUUAGCUUAG
This is a messenger RNA of Phanerochaete carnosa HHB-10118-sp, 1797 nucleotides long. RefSeq lists its product as uncharacterized. The transcript has 5 exons. NCBI's taxonomy places the organism in Eukaryota, Fungi, Basidiomycota, Agaricomycetes, Polyporales, Phanerochaetaceae. The annotation marks the transcript as partial. The record is from RefSeq and is a predicted model, not a curated record. Gene Ontology annotation, molecular function: DNA binding.